Messenger RNA from Zonotrichia albicollis (white-throated sparrow), 3923 nucleotides. It is a transcript of the gene PCYT1B, whose product is annotated as phosphate cytidylyltransferase 1B, choline. Gene Ontology annotation, biological process: CDP-choline pathway. The record is from RefSeq and is a predicted model, not a curated record. Gene Ontology annotation, molecular function: choline-phosphate cytidylyltransferase activity; phosphatidylcholine binding. NCBI's taxonomy places the organism in Eukaryota, Metazoa, Chordata, Aves, Passeriformes, Passerellidae.
GGGGAGCAAGGGAUGGGGUUUGCUUUGGGAAGGAAAAAUAACCCAGCAAGAUUUGGGACUUCCUCUGCUACAAGCUUUAUCACAGCAGAUUGCUUUGAGCUGAUCUUUCCCAUCCCUUUGGACAAUCAUACAAGAACAACUUGGCAUAACCUUUGCUCAGUUGUCUUUUAAGAACAAGAAGUGGGAAUUCUGGUGGUCCAGAGCCGACAAGAUUCCCUCGAGGAAAGUGUGAUAGCUACAGAGGAAAGUGCAAGACAAGCAUAGUAACGAAGAUGGUAGGCAGCAAAAAACACAGUACAGAAGAAGAACCCCAGGAAACUCCAAGAUUUCAACAAAAGACUCUGACGGCACCUGCUCCAUUCGCUGAUGAAACCAGCUGUCAGUGCCAAGCACCCCAUGAGAAGCUGACCAUUGCACAAGCGCGCCGGGGAACACCAGUUGACAGACCUGUUAGAGUGUAUGCAGAUGGAAUAUUUGACCUCUUCCACGCUGGCCAUGCUAGAGCUCUUAUGCAAGCCAAAACUCUAUUCCCAAAUAGCUACUUAUUAGUAGGAGUUUGCAGUGAUGAUUUAACUCAUAAAUUCAAAGGCUUCACUGUGAUGAAUGAAACGGAGCGAUACGAAGCCCUCAGACACUGUCGUUACGUGGAUGAGGUCAUCAGAGAUGCACCCUGGACACUGACACCUGAGUUCCUUGAAAAACAUAAGAUUGACUUUGUAGCACAUGAUGACAUCCCCUACUCUUCCGCUGGAUCGGAUGACGUAUACAAACACAUCAAGGAGGCAGGAAUGUUUGUACCUACGCAGAGAACUGAAGGCAUCUCCACGUCGGACAUCAUCACGCGCAUCGUGCGCGACUAUGACGUGUACGCGCGGCGCAACCUGCAGCGAGGCUACACCGCCAAGGAGCUCAACGUCAGCUUCAUCAACGAGAAGAAAUAUCGCUUUCAAAACCAAGUGGACAAAAUGAAAGAAAAAGUCAAGAAUGUGGAGGAAAAGUCAAAAGAAUUCGUUUACAAGGUGGAAGAGAAGAGCCAUGACCUCAUUCAGAAAUGGGAAGAAAAGUCCAGGGAAUUUAUUGGCAACUUUUUAGAGCUGUUUGGACCUGAUGGAGCUUGGAAGCAGAUGUUCCAGGAACGAAGCGGCCGAAUGCUCCAGGCUUUUUCUCCCCGGCAGAGCCCCAACAGCAGUCCUACGCGAGGCCGCUCGCCGUCCCGCUCGCCAUCUCCACCCUGGGUCAUCAAUAAGACCUCCCCUCCCUCUUCUCCAAAAGCUGCCUCUGCCUCCCUCAGCAGCAUGAGCGAGGGAGAUGAGGAUGAAAAAUAAAAUAUAUAUUUUUUUAACCAUGAGACAGAAGAACAAGCUAUGAACUCAACCACCGGAUGGGGAGAAGCGUGAGGAACACCAGAGGUAUCUCUGGCAGCAGGGAUCGUGCUCUGGGAGAUGUCAGAAAUGAACUGGAGCACAGCAAGGGAGAUCUCAGGAAGAGCUUAUCCCAUCCCCACUCCCUCACGGUGCUGGAGGCCCAGCCAGCAGCACUUGCCAGGCACAGCCCCAGGGACUGGCAGCAAACCACACCCAUGUGCAAUUCCUGCCCCUGUCCUGCUGCUUUCCAGCUGCUGCUCCAGGCACCGAGGGGGGCUGGCAGGAGCAGCCCAGCUGGCUCCCGAUCCAGACCCAGCACACAGGGAAGUGCUGGCUGCAGCCUGCAGAGAGAGAAGAUGCAGUUGUACCCUGCUGACCUUGAGCUCUUCUGGCACAUGAAGGAAUGGCAUUGCUGCAGCAAAUACAUUGAGAAACUGGGAAUAAAGUUGGGGGUUUUUUUCUUUUUGAAUAACAUCUACCCCAGAGCCCAAAUCAUGCACUGAAAUGAAGAGAUCUCCAGGCAAGUUGGUGAAAAUCCAUUUAACAUAUUCAGUGCUGCUUGUUGACCAAGCCUCUGCGUGGGGUGUAGGUAAGGAGUUGGGCUUUUUGCUUUAUCAGAUCACUUUCCAUGUUCCUAGUGCCUGAACAGCUGCCUAAUCACUUCUGGUUUGCUCCCUGGCUUUGCACUUUGAAGGCAAGAAAGUAAAUGAAAAGACAGCCAUAGCUGGAAUGUGGUGGUGUAGGAAAUAAGACAAUUUGAAGAUGCUGAUGGUUUUUACUGAUGAAUUAUAAAAAUAUCCCAAGGCCUUUGGACGUGGCCUCCUAGGAAAACCUGCUGCUCCCAGCUAUGUAUCAGCAAAUGACAAGCAAACAGUGCUGUUGUCACAUGGCAUUCAGCCAGUACAAACUUCUCAUCAAACUCCAAACAAGAUGUGUUCACAGACACACUGCCCCUGCAGAGGAUCCCAAGGUUAUUCCUCUACACUAAUAUGCAGAAAAAAAAUGUAAAAAACGAACAAAGAAACUUUUUGAACAGGAUUAGGCACAACUGUUUUCUUUCUCUGUCCAUGACAUGUGUACAGCCUCGAGCAGAAACACAGGUGAAGCUCUGUCCUCAGUGCUGAUCUUCCUAGCUGGCAAAGCCAGUCCUGCCUGACACCUGGUUCCACGUUCAGUCCCUCAGCUGACACCUGCUGGGGUGGCUGCAGGAGCUGGCAGGAUUCCUGAGCCCUGGGGCUGCCCCACAGCUGCAGGAGCCCCCAGCACUGUGCCACUGAUGCCACUUGGCUCCCCAGCUUGCCUGGCACAGCUGCCUCAGUGCACAGCCACGUUGGAGGCUCUCCAGCCCAGCAGCAGCUUUGGUGCCAGGCCAGCAGGUGACAGCUGCCACUGUCCCUGUCUCCCAGGCAGCCUGGGCAGGGGGCUGCAGCCACAGCAGCACUCCUGCACAGGCAGCACAGGAAAUGCUGGAGGAGGGAGGGCUCCAUGUCUCUCUUGGGAAAAAGCUGAGGGACGAGAUGCCCAAGCACGUGAGGUGGCUGUGCUUGCUGGCAGCAGCACCCCUGGCUGCUGUCCUUACCUGCCUGGGUGAUCUGCUCAGUAGGCAGACACCUUUCCAGACACUUUCCUGGGCAAGUAAAUUACAGACCUUGGUACCAGGCACCAAAUUAGCCCCACACUCUGCGCACUCCCUACAGCUUUCAUCCCUCCUCCACUACGAAGUGAGUGAUUUUUCUUUGGCAACGUUUUGCCAGACACUUCUCAGACCACCACAAGACCAAGUACAACAUCUCAUGCACUUUGUCCUCUGGAGUCAAGCUAGUUCCUUCACAGCUGCAAAAACAGGUGAGCAGGAAAUAGGGUGGAAUGUGCAAAGGGACAGCCACAGAUAUUUCAGCUGCCACCAGCUGUGUGCCUGAUGGGACGAUGCAAUUAAGACCUUUCUCAGCCUUAGGCAACCUGUUACUGUAAUUUCAUACCUGGGAUGCACUUGUCAGUUUUUCUGAUCCUUUGCAAGUCUUCAGUCUUCCCAUCACAAACCACUCCUCCACCACAGAACUGUCUGCUCCUACUGGUGCUGUUGAUAGACGAGCCAUAUCCACGUGCAAUGGAGGUGGGCAAGGAUUUGUUGUUCUUGGCUUUUCCCAUUGUUUCUUGUUCAUUUUAAUUUCCUAGCAGUUCCUGUUCAGCAGCCCUUGCUCAGUGGGUUAAGUGGAGACAGCACCACAACUUGUACAUGGGAAGUAGAGAAAAACUCACCAGUGACCUGUUCUUAACAGAAUGUUUCUCAGGGUCACAGGUGGCUACCCAGCAACAAAGCCAUAUUCUGUACCAGGUGUCUUGUUUGCAUUUAGGAUAUCACUAAGCUGAAGCCUUUGCCCUGCUGGUACAUUCACGUGCUGUCUCCUGCAAACCAGACCCUCAUGGUGUCUGGACACAUGGAAGACAAUUUUGCACUUCUGAGUCAUGGUUGGGUUUUCCUUUUCACAAGUAUUGCUUUAAUUUAGUCCUAUUUAUCAGCCAAGCUCCACAUGAACAAUAAAGUGUAUGACAGACACA